Cucumis melo (muskmelon) is the source of this 573-nucleotide messenger RNA. Its product is annotated as secreted RxLR effector protein 161-like. The record is from RefSeq and is a predicted model, not a curated record. Bases 1 to 573 code for a protein of 190 amino acids. The transcript has a single exon. NCBI's taxonomy places the organism in Eukaryota, Viridiplantae, Streptophyta, Magnoliopsida, Cucurbitales, Cucurbitaceae.
AUGAGCAUGGUUGGAGAACUUUCAUGUUUUCUGAGACUUCAAAUUAAGCAAAAGAAUGAUGGCAUCUUCAUAUCUCAGGAAAAGUAUGCCAGGAAUAUGGUUAAAAAGUUUGGUUUGGAACAAGCUCGAAAUAAGCGGACUCCAGCUACGACAUAUGUUAAACUUACAAAAGACACUGAUGGUGCUGAAGUUGAUCACAAACUUUACAAGAGUAUAGUAGGCCGCCUAUUAUAUUUAACAGCAAGUCGACCUGACAUAGCUUAUGCUGUGGGAAUAUGUGCUCGUUAUCAGGCGGAUCCCCGCAUCACUCACCUUGAAGCUGUUAAACGAAUUCUUAAGUAUGUUCAUGGGACCAGUGACUUUGGAAUGAUGUAUUCCUAUGAUACCACCCCCACUUUAGUUGGAUAUUGUGAUGCUGACUGGGCAGAUUCAGCUGAUGAUCGUAAAAGUACGUCUAAAGGUUGUUUCUUUUUGGGAAACAACUUAAUCUCUUGGUUAAGUAAGAAGCAAAACUUUGUUUCUUUAUCUACAGCUGAAGUUGAAUAUAUAGCUGCAGGUAGUGGUUGCACAUAA